Rhodamnia argentea is the source of this 1136-nucleotide messenger RNA. RefSeq lists its product as uncharacterized. Gene Ontology annotation, molecular function: SNAP receptor activity. Gene Ontology annotation, cellular component: SNARE complex; endoplasmic reticulum. The coding region runs from base 494 to 1006 and encodes 170 amino acids. The transcript has 5 exons. The record is from RefSeq and is a predicted model, not a curated record. NCBI's taxonomy places the organism in Eukaryota, Viridiplantae, Streptophyta, Magnoliopsida, Myrtales, Myrtaceae. Gene Ontology annotation, biological process: retrograde vesicle-mediated transport, Golgi to endoplasmic reticulum.
AUAGAAGAAGCAUCUGACUCCUUCAUGCAUGCUCCACUUGGCUUGGGGGUAUAGCUUAGUUGGUAGAGCUCCGCAUGUGCAGUUGGGUCGUUGCGAUUACGGGUUGGAUGUUUAAGUGAGGAUAUUUAGAGGAUUUCUAAUCCCACUUUAUCCUAUCCAAUUUCAAUUCAAAUCCGGAUGAACAAACGCAACCUUAGUACCUUAUUAGCUAGUUUUGUUUUGAUCAUUUAGGAAGACAAAAUUGUGACAGACUUGAUGGAGAUGCAUGAAUUUCCCUCUAGUUCACAAUGUUUGGUAUUGUUUUUGAUAUUUUACAUGUUCCCGACAUUUUGCCAUUUAAUAUAGUGAGCACCAAAAAAGCAUUGGCUGGCGAUGCUAUGAUUGGACCAAAGAGGUAUUCUCAGAGGGAGGAAGGAGGAGAGAUGGUUUUUAAUUGCUGCUGCUAGCUGCAAAAUUUUUAGCUUUACUUCUUGCAGGCGUCUAUGAUGUGCCUAUGGAGCUUGAUGGGCAAGCGCCUCAGGAGCCCUUUCCAGGAAGAAGUUCUGAAGAAAGCCCUAAAAAAGAAUCGGAAGAUCCGGUUACCCCAAAAUCAGGGUUAAGAAGGAGAUUUGCAUUCUUUAACAGGCUGACCUCAAGUACUGCAGAUACAACUCAAUCCCAUAAUGAAGUUGAUACAUCAGGACCUGUCAAACUAGAUGCUGCAGCGCAAGCACACAUUGAAAAGCACAUAAAGCUUCAAGAGGAUCUGACAGAUGAAAUGGUUGGUUUGGCAAGGCAACUGAAAGAGAGUAGCCUCGUGAUGAGUCAGUCCCUGCAAAAUACAGAAAAAAUACUUGAUUCAACGGAGAAAGCUGUCGAGCACAGCUUGGCAAGCACAAAUCGGGUUAAUGUUCGGGCAACAGAGAUAUAUUCAGAAAGCUCCAAGACUACAUGCUUUACUUGGCUUCUGAUCUUCGCGAUGACAUGUAUCUUUAUGAUGGUCGUGCUUUUGAUUCGGAUCACUUAAGACAAUCCUACUUCAAGUUUUGUCAGUUGAGUUACAGUACUCCCAUCAUAUGAUGUUGUCGAAAACGUGAUGGUGUAAAUAUGUAUAGCUUAAACGUUCUUUUUUGCUAAUUGACUUGUGAUUGCGCUCU